Messenger RNA from Hyaloperonospora brassicae, 1563 nucleotides. The record is from the annotation of a GenBank genome assembly. Lineage: Eukaryota; Oomycota; Peronosporomycetes; Peronosporales; Peronosporaceae.
AUGAGGACGUGGCACUCUGAUGGAAACCAAAGAGGGUUGAGGCAGCUGACGUUACCAGUGCUCAAUGAUAAGGAUUGUGUUCGGUCGUCAAAGCAGCUUUUUGACAGCUUGGCGAAGUUUUGUCCGCGAGUAGAGUACGUUGACGGGUAUAAGGUAACGCUUAACGAUAUGAACGAAUGGAUUUGUCAAGACACGUGGCUAAUUACAUUGAAUCAGUGGGAACAGUUCAACGCUGCAUGUACGGAGUUGCGUGAGUUCCAUUGGGCAGUCGUGCCAUUCGCCGACCCGUACUUUCGAGUGUUUGGUGAGCACACCAAGCCGCACCUGACGAAGCUCACGUUUGCUGUCAAUACGUUCUGGGAUUGGCAAGCAUAUUUUCACGUUGUGGAUGAAGCUGCUGAGCUCGAUAUGCUCUCGUCACGAAACGAUGGGAUCCGAUUAAAUGAUGCUGUUGCAGACACGUUGUCUUAUGGACAUCAGCAAAACUUUUCAACGCGACCAGGUUACGGAUGUAGAGCAUCAGAUGUCAGCAGUGCUCUUAAGGGCUGCCCAUCGUUGAGUGUCUUGCAAAUUGCAUUGUCUCCAUCUGGUGGUCUUGACGAAAUGGUGUACAAUGAUCCAUACGGUGAUGACGAUACCGCUGACAUGGAGCAUGCUGUCCACAAUAUUGACAUUUACGACGACGAAUUUUGUGCGGCGCUUGUAAAGUAUUGUCCGUUGCUGACAAGCCUUUCGAUCAUGGGGUCUGAGGACGGAUUAGAUGGCCACGUCACUCCAAUUCGAACAUUUACAGACCAAGGUCUCGUGGCUCUUGCAAAAUUGAAGUAUUUGACCAUGCUGCAGCUACGUGCGAUUAACUGCACAGGUAAUGGUGUUUUCCAGUUUCUUGAUCGUCUGUCGGAUCAAUUUGUGGGACAGCAAACGUUCCAGGUCUGCAUUGGUGCGUACUCUAUCGAAUCUAGGCUUGCUUUUUACAACGCGCUUCUGGAAUUGUUGAUGCAGUUAAAAGCAAGAAAUGCAGCAGAACUUGCGUGGGAAAAUCGCGAGUUUGUCCUUCGCUUGAUGAACUGCAACUUGGAAUCGGUCGAACCUGGUUGGAGCGAGCAGUAUCUCUGUGAUCUUGAACGGGCGUUGACGAGUGUGAAAGAGUUACAUCCGAAUCUACGCUUCCGUGUCACCACUUCUGGGCGCCGGGGCCAACCUUUCGAAAGCAUUACGGAAUUCGGGCUGUAUACAGCAAAUGCUAAUCCUAGCCCCUGGUACGGGUGGGAUGCCGGAGAGCGGGACAGCAACGCUUCGUUCGUGAAUCGCGAUGAAGCGACAUCAGGCUUCGGUAGAGGUCUAGACCGACUACCUCUUGGGCUGCGGCAUCCUGAGCUGCUAGACCCGGACUCUCUACCCAUCGAUUAUGAGCUUCCAGAUGACUAUUUUGAUGACUACGGUGGCUUUGGCGACUACAGCGAUUAUGGCGACCAUGACGAUUAUGACGACUAUGAGAACGGUUACUUCAAUGAGGAGAACGAUGGGUACUACGAUGGAAACGCAGACGAGUUUUGGUUAUAA